Molecule: messenger RNA, 3009 nt
Organism: Crotalus tigris (Tiger rattlesnake)
Lineage: Eukaryota; Metazoa; Chordata; Lepidosauria; Squamata; Viperidae
Exons: 7
Coding region: 392-1843 (483 amino acids)
Source: RefSeq, a predicted model, not a curated record
AGGCGCAUUGGCGGUGGAGUCGGAGCGGUGGCCGAGGCGCAUUGGUGGUGGAGUGGAAGCGGUCGCGGCGGCGCAUUGGUGGUAGAGUCCGAGCGGUGGCCGAGGCGCAUUGGCGGUGGAGUCGGAGCGGAGGCUGAGACGCAUUGGUAGUGGAGUGGAAGCGGCCGCUGAGGCGCAUUGGCGGUGGAGUCGGAGCGGUCGCGGCGGCGCAUUGGUGGUGGAGUCGGAGCGGUGGUCGAGGCGCAUUGGCGGUGGAGUGGAAGCGAUCGCUGGGGCGCAUUGGCGGUGGAGUCGGAGCGGCCGCUGAGGCGCAUUGGUGGUGGAGUCGGAGCGGUGGCUGAGGCGCAUUGGCGGUGGAGUGGAGGCGGCGGAGGCGGCGCUCGUUCGGGAGAUGUACCGCAAGCGGGGAGCCUUCUCGUUGCCGAUUCACAAGCCCGGCGAGAGUGUCUGGAGACCAGCUGAGAACCGUGUGGUGCUAACGUCAGUCAUGUCCCGCAGCUGGAAGCUGCAGAUCCCUCAACCCCAAUCUCGGCUCAGCCUGGUUCUUGAAGACCAAAUGACCAUAGAGACUGAUAGAUGGGCCGAGGCCGGAUCUCCAACUGAUCUUGUUCCCCAUCAUCUGGGUUUCUUGCCCAUGAGUGGACGGCUUAUGAAAUCUGAAUCGGAAGAUUCCGGCGUGGAGAUGGCCAGUGGCGAUCAUGCCCCUUUGACCCCGGUGGAAUCCGAAAAAAGCUUUUCUUUGGAUUACCAAGAUGGUUUCCAGAUGGCAGGAGAAGAUGAGUCUGCUCCAGCCCCUCGGGAGGGUUGCCCCAAAAAAGAUGGGCCACAAGAACUGCCUGUUCUGGAUCGUGCCUACUGGCAGGAACUUUGUGUCAAAAGGAAGUUCACCGAGAUGGGUCAGAGGUCCCAGAAGAACCACUUGUACGUCCGUACGCCCAACAAGCUGAUCCAGAGGCGUCAAAGUCUGGUAGAUUUGGAGGAGUUGAAGUCCCGCUACCCACACCGGCCAGUGAGUGUUGACAGGCUUCUGGACGAGGCUUCUGGAGGAUACAGUCAAACUACAUCAGGCCGCAACACCCUUGAGGAGGAGAAAACAGAAAAAAAGGCACAACAGCCAGCAUCCCUCCCCAUGCCAGGGCCGGGUGUACGCUGCCUGGAGAACCUCUGCCAACUGAUGGAGAAAGUUAGCCAACUGCAGAAAGCCAACACGCAACUCCAGCAUGAACGUCAACUACUGGAGUGCCGAGUCCGGGCCUUGGAGUGCCAGGUCUGCACCCUACAACAGGAGAAGAAGUGCUUUUUUGAACAAAUUGCAGAAGAGCCUAAGCAGUCUCAAACGGAUCUCCAGCCGGGUGAUCCCGAAGCCAUGGAGACUGAAAAAGAGGAAAAGGGAAAUCCUGCGAAUGAAGACGAAUAUCCCGAUUUAGUGGACUCUUGGCAUCCGCAUAGCUUCCGGGCUCGUUCUGCUUCAGACACACACAUGUUCCGGAGACAAACCCAUCAUCUGGGAAACAAGAUUGAUCGUUCUAUGAUGUCAGCCCUUCACUCUGCCAGUUCACCCAGCUUAGUGGAACGACUGGGUAGCGGCUUUCAUACAUGGCCAUCAAGCCAGAAGGCAAAGAACGACCGAUCCCGCUGGGGUAGAGUUAAGGGGCUGUUGAACAGGAUAAGAAGGAGGUCUUCAAAGACCAGUGAAGUGAUUCCAUCCAGUGAUACUGCAACCAAAAGCAGGCACCAUCGAGCAGACACUGAGUUAGACCAAGAGGGAUCCUGCCCAAGGCGGCGUUUUCUGCCCAAUCUGAUGGUGAAGAUACAUCGGUCGAAACAUGUUUCCAUGGGAUGAACUACAGAUUCUCCUGGAGGCACGGCAGAUCUGCAAGUUCGGAUUUGAUACUGUUGUGCCAAUAACGGUUUGUCCCCUUCCUCACAUGUUUGUCCGAGUCCACUGACGUCACCACAUGGUUCACUAAGAGUCAUGGGAUCUGAAUAGUCUUCAGCAGAACAUUGCCGAGGCGCGCGAGAUGUUCAGGGAAGAAGCGAGGCAAAUGAGACCGGCUUUUGUUUUCUUGGAAUCGAACUGAAAUGAAAGGCCUUGGGAUUCUUCCUAGCAAAAAAGCCAGAUAUUGCUAAUAUAUUCAUUCCCAUGAAUCUUUUUUGAUCCUUUUGUGAGUGCAAUGCUGCCGUCUUGCACAAAUUAGCCUUUGCAAGAUGGGCACUUUCUUAUUUAUGGAAUAAUUUUCCCUGUUCCUUCCUAAUAUUAACAGAGAUUUCAUACAAUGGCCCAAUGCAGUAAUGCAAACCAUAGUUCAAACUGGAUUGUCAACCACAAUUAUUAUGCCAGAAAAUGACUUGUUAAUGAUUUAGAGUUUAUUUUAUUAGCUUAGCAAUAUCUUGAGUUGAGUUCACUGUUUUUGAAAGAAAUAGCAGUAUUAGAUUAGCACAGGGUUUUUUUUUGUUUUUUUUUUUUGCAGUCCUCACUAGUUUCACUUUUUUUGCACAAUGUGGCUGAUUCUCCAAAGAAAACUGGUUUUAGUGCACUGUGUUCGGGGCUGGUCCUCUGGAGAAGCUUUAUGCUGUAACAGGCAUACUGAUCUCCAAAAUAUAAUUCACUUGGCACCGUUAUUGUGUCUCUCUCUCCAUAACGCCUUUCUCUUGAGGUCUGAGGCUAUGGCUUCAUUGGUUGCUUAGGACUGUUAAAAUAAUUCAGUAUUUUGCAGGCAGAGAAAAUGGUGCAAAGAGAAUUCUCGUGUCCAUUGGGAAAUCCAUGCAUUGCAGACUGUGAAAUGUCUUGUUGGUCUUCUUGUUUAAAUUAAAUCUGAUGCUUUCUUGGGUUUUUUCCCCUUUCCCCUCCCCCCUUUGGUGCAUGCAACUGUGAAAUUUCACAGAUGAAAUUGUAUUUUUUAUAUGAUUUAACAGUUAACUAUAUAUGGGGCUGGGGGGGGGUUAAAUGUAUUUAAUGUAUUUAAUGUAUUUAAAGAAGUAAAAUAAAACAUUUUGCAGACUUUUAAA